AUGGCCGAUUCGAAAAAGACGGCAAUUGCUUUGAAUUCAAAUAAUAUCAAAGCACUAAUAAAUGAAGGUCAUGGGGUCAAGGGCCUGUCUGAAAUGGACCUUGAAAUUCUGCCACAGGAAUUCAUUCAACCACUUGAAGAACGGUUCAAUGUUGACAAUACUUUGGAAGAAUACGUACCCGUGAUCGAUAUAUCAAAUUGGAGUGACCCUAACAUUGAGAAUAUGGUGUGUGAUGCAGCGGAGGAAUGGGGAUUGAUCCGACUUGUUAAUCAUGGGAUUUCUACUGAGGUACUUUCAAAUUUAAGGAAUGCAGCUCGUGAAUUCUUUGAAUGGCCACCAACUGAGAAAUUGAAAUAUACCAUAAACAACUCUCCAAGCAAAAAUGUUUCUCUUCGAACAAGCUUUCUCCCAGAAAUUGAGAAGAUUCAUGAGUGGCAUGACAAACUUACAUUUACAUAUGUUUCUGAUGAAGAGGCCUUGGGGCUUUGGCCUCCAAUUUGCAG
Coffea arabica (coffee) is the source of this 503-nucleotide messenger RNA. Lineage: Eukaryota; Viridiplantae; Streptophyta; Magnoliopsida; Gentianales; Rubiaceae. The record is from RefSeq and is a predicted model, not a curated record.